GCCACCUCGGAAGGUUGCCAGAUCAUACACCCGCCCUGGGAAGGGGGCAUCCGGUACCGGGGUCUCACUCGGGACCAGGUGAAGGCCAUCAACUUCCUGCCCGUGGACUAUGAGAUCGAGUAUGUAUGCCGCGGGGAGCGCGAGGUUGUGGGGCCCAAGGUUCGAAAGUGCCUGGCCAACGGCUCCUGGACGGACAUGGACACCCCCAGCCGCUGUGUCCGAAUCUGCUCCAAGUCUUACUUGACCCUGGAAAAUGGGAAGGUUUUCCUGACGGGUGGGGACCUCCCAGCUCUGGACGGAGCCCGGGUGGAUUUCCGGUGUGACCCCGACUUCCAUCUGGUGGGCAGCUCCCGGAGCAUCUGUAGUCAGGGCCAGUGGAGCACCCCCAAGCCCCACUGCCAGGUGAACCGAACGCCACACUCAGAGCGGCGCGCAGUCUACAUCGGGGCGCUGUUCCCCAUGAGCGGGGGCUGGCCCGGGGGCCAGGCCUGCCAGCCCGCGGUGGAGAUGGCGCUGGAGGACGUGAACAGCCGCAGGGACAUCCUGCCGGACUAUGAGCUCAAGCUCAUCCACCACGACAGCAAGUGUGACCCAGGCCAAGCCACCAAGUACUUGUAUGAGCUGCUCUACAAUGACCCCAUCAAGAUCAUCCUCAUGCCCGGCUGCAGCUCUGUCUCCACACUUGUGGCUGAGGCUGCCCGGAUGUGGAACCUCAUUGUGCUUUCUUACGGCUCCAGCUCGCCGGCCCUGUCGAACCGGCAGCGCUUCCCCACGUUCUUCCGAACACACCCGUCCGCCACGCUGCAUAACCCCACCCGCGUGAAACUCUUUGAGAAGUGGGGCUGGAAGAAGAUCGCCACCAUCCAGCAGACCACGGAGGUCUUCACCUCGACUCUGGAUGACCUAGAGGAGCGAGUGAAGGAGGCUGGAAUCGAGAUCACCUUCCGCCAGAGUUUCUUCUCAGAUCCAGCCGUGCCCGUGAAGAACCUGAAGCGCCAGGAUGCCCGGAUAAUUGUGGGACUUUUCUAUGAGACCGAAGCCCGGAAGGUUUUUUGUGAGGUAUACAAGGAGCGGCUCUUUGGGAAGAAGUACGUCUGGUUCCUCAUUGGGUGGUACGCUGACAAUUGGUUCAAGACGUAUGACCCAUCUAUCAACUGCACAGUGGACGAGAUGACCGAGGCCGUGGAGGGCCAUAUCACCACUGAGAUUGUCAUGCUGAACCCUGCCAAUACCCGCAGCAUUUCCAACAUGACAUCCCAGGAAUUUGUGGAGAAACUAACCAAGAGACUCAAAAGACACCCCGAGGAGACGGGAGGUUUUCAGGAAGCGCCACUGGCCUAUGACGCCAUCUGGGCCCUGGCAUUGGCCUUGAACAAGACGUCUGGAGGAGGUGGCCGUUCAGGUGUACGCCUGGAGGAUUUCAACUACAACAACCAGACCAUUACCGACCAGAUCUACCGGGCAAUGAAUUCCUCAUCCUUCGAGGGUGUCUCCGGCCAUGUGGUGUUUGAUGCGAGUGGCUCCCGGAUGGCUUGGACACUUAUUGAGCAGCUACAGGGUGGCAGCUACAAGAAGAUCGGCUACUAUGACAGCACCAAGGAUGACCUUUCCUGGUCCAAAACAGAUAAGUGGAUCGGAGGGACCCCUCCAGCUGACCAGACCCUGGUCAUCACGACGUUCCGCUUCCUGUCACAGAAACUCUUCAUCUCCGUCUCAGUUCUCUCCAGCUUGGGCAUUGUCCUAGCUGUUGUCUGUCUGUCCUUUAACAUCUACAACUCUCAUGUCCGUUACAUCCAGAACUCACAGCCUAACCUGAAUAACCUGACUGCUGUGGGCUGCUCGCUGGCAUUGGCUGCUGUCUUCCCCCUUGGGCUGGAUGGUUACCACAUCGAGAGAAAUCAGUUCCCUUUUGUCUGCCAGGCCCGCCUCUGGCUCCUGGGCCUGGGCUUUAGUCUGGGCUAUGGCUCCAUGUUCACCAAGAUCUGGUGGGUCCACACAGUCUUCACAAAGAAGGAAGAAAAGAAGGAAUGGAGGAAGACUCUGGAGCCUUGGAAGCUGUAUUCCACGGUGGGCCUGCUGGUAGGCUUGGAUGUCCUUACUCUCGCCAUCUGGCAGAUUGUGGACCCCUUGCACCGGACCAUCGAGACUUUUGCCAAGGAAGAGCCAAAGGAAGACAUUGAUGUGUCUAUUCUGCCCCAGCUGGAGCACUGCAGCUCCAAGAAGAUGAAUACGUGGCUUGGUAUUUUCUAUGGUUAUAAGGGCCUGCUGCUGCUGCUGGGAAUCUUUCUUGCUUAUGAGACCAAAAGUGUAUCUACUGAGAAGAUCAACGACCACAGAGCUGUGGGCAUGGCCAUCUACAACGUGGCGGUCUUGUGCCUCAUUACCGCCCCUGUUACCAUGAUCCUGAGCAGCCAGCAGGACGCAGCCUUUGCCUUUGCCUCUCUCGCCAUCGUGUUCUCCUCUUAUAUUACUCUGGUUGUGCUGUUUGUGCCCAAGAUGCGCAGGCUGAUCACCCGAGGUGAAUGGCAGUCUGAGGCCCAGGACACCAUGAAGACGGGGUCAUCCACCAACAACAACGAGGAGGAAAAGUCCCGGCUCUUGGAGAAGGAAAACCGUGAACUGGAAAAGAUCAUUGCUGAGAAAGAGGAGCGGGUCUCUGAACUGCGCCAUCAGCUCCAGUCUCGGCAGCAGCUUCGCUCCCGGCGCCACCCCCCAACGCCCCCAGACCCUUCUGGAGGUCUACCCAGGGGACCCCCCGAGCCCCCCGACCGGCUUAGCUGUGAUGGGAGUCGAGUCCACUUGCUUUACAAGUGAGGGGUAUCAGGGAGGACAGCCAGUAGGGGUGGGAAGGGAGCAGGGAGAGGGCGGGAGACUGGGAGGAAGUGGGUGUCUGUCCCCAGUCAGAAGAACAUGCUCUCCGAUCCCACGUCUUAAAUACCCGUUCCUCUUGAGUCCUAGGAUCAUUUGGGUCUCCAGAACUCUGAGAAAUAGACCUUUUCUGUCUCACUCAUUCAUAUACUCUUGUAUCAUUACUUCAGAGUUUAGUUUGUGUUUCACGGAAAGCUCCUCACGGGUGACUCCUUGUCAGCUUGGCCAUUUCUCUGCCUCCACACACUGCUGUCUCAUUACCAUGGCAACCUCUAGUCCCUUGGCCCUCUGUCAGCAGAGCUCUUGUCCACACAAGUGCUCUUUCCGCUCGAGCGGGGCCUGUUACUCGCCCUCCAACCCUCCUUCCGUCCCACUUUCUCCUUGCAUUUCUUUCCUCCGAGUGCUCAUUCUUCUCACCAAGGCUCACUGUGUGUGCUCCUCUGUGUGUUCGUGCUGCUCAGGACACACACGUCCUUCCCUGCCCUGCUUGUGCCCACUGGGCAUGUUCCUGUUCACACGUGUUCUUCGCCCGAGCUCUCUCGUGUGGGUACAUGUGCUCCCUGUGGACCCUGCACUAGCUGUGCGUGUCCCUCUCAUGGUCACGGGUCUGCCCUUGUGUGCGGGUCAGGAGCUGUGUCUUCCUGCCACACACAUCCAUGUUUGCCUGCCCUCUUCUCACCUGAAGAGCACUGAAUUCUUUCAACAGAACCGUGUGCAGUCACCUUAUGCGUUGUUACGCCCUUUGCCCUACUUGCUUUGCUGGGGCGCCUACACUCCUCCCUCCUGUGCUCGGUGUCUGCUCAGAUGGUCCCGGUCUGUCCUUUGCAGUCAUCGCAUCACCCGCAGUCUACACUCGGUCCUCUUCCUCCAGGACUGCUCCCUUUCACUGUGUGUAUGUUUGGGAACCUAGGGUGGAGGAACGGGGCCAGGCUUGGAGAGCUGCUUCCAGAAGACAGGAUCCUGAUCAAAGAGGGACACCUCAGACCCUUGGGAUGAAGAGAUGGACCGAUGGGGUGAUGGGUAGUGUCCCUUUCACAUUGGUGUCUCGGGGCAGGAUCUCCCUGAAUCUCAAUAAACCAGUGGACAGUGUGACUUGG
Messenger RNA from Fukomys damarensis (Damara mole-rat), 3965 nucleotides. RefSeq names its product gamma-aminobutyric acid type B receptor subunit 1 (gene Gabbr1). The record is from RefSeq and is a predicted model, not a curated record. Gene Ontology annotation, molecular function: G protein-coupled GABA receptor activity. Lineage: Eukaryota; Metazoa; Chordata; Mammalia; Rodentia; Bathyergidae. The transcript is spliced from 22 exons. Gene Ontology annotation, cellular component: membrane; G protein-coupled receptor heterodimeric complex. Gene Ontology annotation, biological process: gamma-aminobutyric acid signaling pathway; G protein-coupled receptor signaling pathway. The coding region runs from base 196 to 2814 and encodes 872 amino acids.